CCUGGGCCUCGAGGCUCUGAUGCAGAUACGGGGAGAGAUGGGGAGAUACGGGGAGAUAUGGGGAGGCGCUCUCCUGGGCCUCGAGGCUCUGAUGCAGAUACGGGGAGAGAUGGGGAGAUAUGGGGAGAUAUGGGGAGGCGCUCUCCUGCGCCUCGAGGCUCUGAUGCAGAUACGGGGAGAGAUGGGGAGAUACGGGGAGAUAUGGGGAGGCGCUCUCCUGGGCCUCGAGGCUCUGAUGCAGAUACGGGGAGAUAUGGGGAGAUACGGGGAGAUAUGGGGAGGCGCUCUCCUGGGCCUCGAGGCUCUGAUGCAGAUACGGGGAGAGAUGGGGAGAUACGGGGAGAUAUGGGGAGGCGCUCUCCUGGGCCUCGAGGCUCUGAUGCAGAUACGGGGAGAUAUGGGGAGAUACGGGGAGAUAUGGGGAGGCGCUCUCCUGGGCCUCGAGGCUCUGAUGCAGAUACGGGGAGAGAUGGGGAG
Molecule: messenger RNA, 477 nt
Organism: Emiliania huxleyi CCMP1516
Lineage: Eukaryota; Haptophyta; Isochrysidales; Noelaerhabdaceae
Exons: 1
Source: RefSeq, a predicted model, not a curated record